AUGCCUCGAGGUCGCCCUUCCACUCGGGGUACGCCCAUCACUCCAGCAGAUGCUUCUAGAGACACAUCUACUGCUUCUAACCGAGUGACCCGCUCAGCUAGGACUAGAAGUCAGGCUGCCUCGUCUAUACCAACUCCCGCCUCAGCUGUAGACCUUCCGCAGGAUGUUCCCUCUGGACCACGCCCGAGAGGGAGACCUAGGAAGAGUAUCCCCGAAGUCGAGGCAUCGCCUCUGUCUCAAUUUCCUACUUCUGACAUCGCACUUCCCACUAAACGACGUGGCCGCCCAAGCAAAGCACCCGCCAUUGAGAGCGAGUCCGUGUCAUCAGUUCCCACACCACUAGACCCCGACACAGGGAGCGAUUAUUCAACUCCUGCGUCUAGCAAAGUGCCAACUCCUGCAGCAGUUGAUCAUGACAAGUCAGCUAUCUUCGAAGUCCAACUUCCUGCUCCUUCUACCUCUCGCCUCAUUGACCGCGAGAGAGGUCUACGUAAGAGCGCAUAUGCCAUGAACUCGAGGGGCCAAGGGCGUAUGGUAAUUCAAGACUCGGACGACGAAGAUCUUGACAAUUCUCGAGACGCUCAAGUAGCUCGUCGCCUCCAGGAUGAAGAACUCAAGCAACCGUCCAGUGCCGCAUCAUCAUCAUUUCCCCUACGAAGAAGCACUAGACCUUCGCUCUCCGGUAGUUUCAGCACUCCCGCUCAGAGUUCUGUCAAGCGAGAACGAGCAUCGACUCUGACCGACUCUAUCGCCAAGCGUGGUCGCCCAGCAAAAAAGCCUAAAGUCAUCCCCGACUCAGAUGAUGAGGACAUCGACAUGGAUGCGGAGAUAGCCCAAGGGCUUGACCUGGACAGCGGCUCGUCAUUGAGCUCAUUUGAGGAUGAAACCUUUGCCGAUGAUGACGCCAGCGACGAGGGAGCAGUUCAAGACAUCUCUAGUGAUGACGAAGACGUUCCAAUGGCCAUGUCGAGAAAAGCGGCCGGAAAGCGACCAGCGCGUCCCAUGACACGCACUGUACCCCGUGUCAAGGCACCUACUACGACUGGUUCCCGUUCUGCAGGGAAGGCUUCGCAAUCUGAUGGCCCGUCUGGUGAUGAACUCGAUGCAUUGGAAAACGCUUUAGGCGAUGCCGAUUCUACAGACUUUGCAACUGAUAACAAUGACGGCUAUAUCGACUUGAGUAGUAGCGAUGCUGAUGCAGAUGACGCCGAUAACACGGACCAAAUCAGGGGCAUCUCCAACAAUCGAAGGGCUUUCAGGAACACGGGUGUUAGCAGUCGUACGCGUAGGGAGCGAGAACGUUUGGAGAAACACCACCCUGAGAUCAUAACCAUGUGGGACAAGAUUGAAAAGGAGCCAGUGAUCAAAGCUGGGAAGGCUGCACAACCGGAAAGGAUUUCACGCCAACUCAAGCCUUUCCAGCUCGAAGGUCUUGCUUGGAUGAUGGAGAUGGAGAAGACAAAAUACAAAGGUGGCUUACUCGGUGAUGAGAUGGGCUUAGGCAAGACAAUCCAGGCUGUGUCUCUGAUUAUGUCCGAUUAUCGUGUGGGGAAGCCGUCCCUGGUUCUCGUGCCUCCUGUUGCGCUCAUGCAAUGGCAGCAAGAGAUCAAGUCUUACACCGAUGGCGCCUUGAACACAUUUGUUUUCCAUGGAACAAACCAGAAGACCAAGGGGAUCACCGUGAGGGAACUCAAGAAGUUCGACGUUAUUAUGAUGUCGUACAACAGUCUCGAGUCAGUAUAUCGCAAGCAGGAAAAAGGGUUCAAGAGAAAGGAUGGCAUAUACAAGGAGAAGAGUGCUAUCCAUGCGAUUGAUUUCCAUCGAGUUAUUCUGGACGAAGCGCACUGCAUCAAGACACGCACCACCAUGACAGCCAAAGCAUGCUUUGCUCUCAAGACUACAUACCGAUGGUGUUUGACGGGCACGCCUUUGCAGAAUCGGAUCGGAGAGUUCUUCUCUCUAGUUCGUUUCCUAGAAAUCGACACCUUUGCAUCGUAUCUUUGCAAGCAAUGUCCGUGCUCCACGCUUGAAUGGUCAAUGGACGAGCACAGUCGUUGCACUGGAUGUAAGCAUCCUGGAGUGCAACACGUUUCUCUGUUCAACCAAGAGCUGUUGAACCCUAUUCAAAAAUACGGGAAUAAACGCGAAGGCGCAACGGCUUUCAAGAGACUGCACUUGAUGACAGAACGGAUUAUGCUGCGCCGUCUCAAGAAAGAUCACACCAACUCUAUGGAACUUCCAGUCAAGGAGGUUUAUGUUGACCGACAGUUCUUCGGAGAAGAGGAAAACGACUUCGCAAACAGUAUCAUGACGAACGGCCAGCGUAAGUUUGAUACGUAUGUCGCCCAGGGUGUUCUCUUGAACAAUUAUGCCAACAUUUUUGGCCUCAUUAUGCAGAUGAGACAAGUUGCUGAUCACCCUGAUCUUAUCACGAAGAAGAACGCCGAAGGAGGACAAAACGUGCUCGUUUGUUGCAUCUGCGAUGAGCCUGCCGAAGACGCAAUUCGUAGUCGGUGUAAGCAUGACUUUUGCCGAGCCUGUGUUGGUAGCUACGUCCGCUCUACUGAUGAACCCGAUUGCCCCCGUUGUCACAUUCCCCUCUCGAUCGAUCUGGAACAGCCAGAGAUGGAGCAAGAUGAGAAUCUCUCGAUCAUCUUCUCUCAGUUUACUACCAUGCUGCAGCUCAUCGAGUGGCGUCUCCGCCGGGCUGGUAUCACUACAGUCAUGCUUGAUGGUAGCAUGACACCUGCCCAACGACAGGCCUCGAUCGAACAUUUCAUGAACAACGUUGACGUUGAAUGCUUCCUGGUUUCUCUCAAGGCUGGUGGUGUGGCACUGAACCUUACCGAAGCCUCUAGAGUAUUCAUUGUUGAUCCAUGGUGGAAUCCAGCCGCUGAGUGGCAGUCCGCUGACCGAUGCCACCGCAUUGGACAAACUCGACCCUGCACCAUUACGCGCCUGUGUAUCGAGGAUUCUGUGGAAAGCCGAAUGGUGUUGAUUCAGGAGAAGAAGACUAACAUGAUCCACUCCACUGUUAACUCAGACACCAAGGCCAUGGAAUCACUUACCCCCCAGGACAUGCAAUUCCUCUUCCGUGGAACAUAG
Molecule: messenger RNA, 3105 nt
Organism: Fusarium fujikuroi IMI 58289
Lineage: Eukaryota; Fungi; Ascomycota; Sordariomycetes; Hypocreales; Nectriaceae
Product: probable nucleotide exsicion repair protein RAD16
Exons: 4
Coding region: 1-3105 (1034 amino acids)
Molecular function (GO): ATP binding; DNA binding; metal ion binding
Source: RefSeq, a predicted model, not a curated record